AUGAAUUUGGCUGGGGAAAGGGAAAAAGAUGGAAUAAAUGACAAUCCCUAUCAAGGUGGAAUAUUUUUCUUGACAGUUCACUUCCUAACAGAUUAUCUUUCGAAACACCAGCUUGCAUUUACAACAAGAGUCUGUCACCCAAAUAUGAACAGUAGUGGCAGUAUUUCUCUUGAUAUUCUAUGGUCACAGCUGUCUCUAGCACUACCUAUUUCAAAAGUACUUUUGUCCAUCUCUUCUCUGUUGUACGAUCCAAAUCUAGGUGAUCUGUUGAUGCCUGAGAUUGCAAGGAUCUAUGAAACAGAGAAGUACAGCAGGAUAGCCUUGGGGUGGACUCAGAAGUAUGCAGUCUAAUUAAAGAAAUUAUUGGAUCAGCUCUACAAAUAAAGAUAGGGGACCUCUGAAGGAGAAAGUCCUUUUGAUUUCCAUUUGACUGCUUUCUAUGAGCCCACACUUCAUCCCCUGUGCCACGUGGUUACCUGAUACAGCAGUGCUGC
Molecule: messenger RNA, 494 nt
Organism: Grus americana (Whooping crane)
Lineage: Eukaryota; Metazoa; Chordata; Aves; Gruiformes; Gruidae
Product: ubiquitin-conjugating enzyme E2 D2-like
Exons: 2
Coding region: 1-351 (116 amino acids)
Biological process (GO): protein polyubiquitination; ubiquitin-dependent protein catabolic process
Cellular component (GO): nucleus
Molecular function (GO): ubiquitin conjugating enzyme activity
Source: RefSeq, a predicted model, not a curated record